This is a messenger RNA of Drosophila navojoa, 1865 nucleotides long. RefSeq lists its product as uncharacterized. Gene Ontology annotation, biological process: regulation of gene expression. Lineage: Eukaryota; Metazoa; Arthropoda; Insecta; Diptera; Drosophilidae. Gene Ontology annotation, molecular function: protein binding. Gene Ontology annotation, cellular component: nucleus. The record is from RefSeq and is a predicted model, not a curated record.
GGUCCAAUUGAUAACAUGCUUUUUGUACUCAACCAGGUACCCACCGAGAAUCACAUAAAUAGCGAUAGUCCAAUGAGCGCGCAUGUGGAUGCGGAUGCGCAACGCUUUGGUAGCAGUGGCGGUGAUGGUGGUGGAAGUGGGGCGAAUGGUGCUAGCAUUGGCGCUACCAUGGACAACUUGGAGAACGAAUUGAAGAUGAUGAAGAACCUGAGCAGCUUCCCCAUGCAGAUACCGCCAUUGCCUAUGUUCCAAGGAGCAUGCAAUAUUUCGCCGAACGCCUCAACGCCCACCAAUCCGCAGAGCAAUCAAAACCAGAAUGAUGUAGAUGUGGAUGCCGGCAGCACGCCGCGUCCCCACCAUCCUGAUUCUGAUGGUUUCUCUUCGUCGCACCACCGGACACCGCCCUCGCCGCCACCCAUAUCGCCGGGUCGUGACUAUGGAGGCAUGUUUGGUGCCGGCAAUGGUGCCGGCGGACCCGGCUCCAACAGCACGCCCGUGGGCAGCUCCAGCGGAGGUGGUGGUGCUCCAACGACGGGCAACAAUUUAUGCGCAUCGCCUUUGCCGGCAGCGCUGCAGCCACAGCGACGCAACGCCUCCAGCGUGGGAAGCACAUAUCCGGAGCACGAGCUCAUCUCGCCCGCCUCCUCGCCAAGCAUUCCGCGCUACAACUUCAACGGUGAUAUGAUGCGUCACAAGCGCACCGUUCAGGAGCACGAGCAACAGGAGCGACGCCAUAAUAUCUCGCGGCACAACCAAAUGUCCAGCGAUGAAGAGAACAGCAUUAUGCCACAGAACAGCGCUGGGCAGGAUAUGCGCAUGAAGUUCCCGCAAUCACAAAUCGAUCUCAUGUACUCCAAAUAUGAGAGCAUGGCCAGCAACCUGAAGUACAACAGCCAGGAGCUGGAUUCACCAGCCGAGUAUCGGCAAAGCGGCAAUAGCAACGCGGCAAGUGCUGCUGUUGCCGCUGCUGCUGCUGCCAGCGCUGCGAACGACAUGUCGGAUCUGCAAGGGCUGGACAUGAGCUCGCGAUCGAAUACGUCUAGCAACUAUCAUCAUAACUUUCAACUGCCAAGCAGCCGGUACCAUCAUCACAUCUACGACAUACUCUCCGAUCGGGAGCAGAGUCAGCAAGUGCAGGCGCAGCAGCAGGCACCGGCAUCGGUGGUGCAUCAGCAGGAGCAUGGCAGCCAUGGUGGCCAUAGCAGUCAGCUGGCGAUGCAGCAGCAUCAAUCGGCGGCGAUGCACAACAUGCUUAGCGAACAGCUGGGUGAGCAGGAGCACGAUCAGACCACAUCGGUGGAUCUUAGUCGCACCGCCAACUAUGUGGUGUCGUCGCCACCGCAGCUACCCUACAGCCAUUCGCAUCACGAUAUGCUGCGCAUGGCCUCGCUGGACCUGACACCUAACACGGCUAACAUGGCGGUGGGAAAUAAUCGUUCGUUUCUGUCCUCACAGAUGCAACACCAGAGUCGUGAGAGCCUAGAACAUCAUCGACUGCUCUCCACGGUCGAACAACAUCGCAUAUUGGCCGCCUCAAACGCGGCUGCGGAUCAGCACCGGCUUCUUGUUGAUCCUACUGCCCACCUGCUAAUGGAGCAAAACAAUCGAUUACUGGGCACCGCGGAUCAAUCACGUCUCCUUGGCGAAUCGGCGGCGGCAGCUGCCCAGAACCGGCACAUGGCUCGGAGCUUUGGAGCCUAUCAUCAGGUGGCGUCCAGCAACUAUCAUCCGGGCGUACGACCACCGCCGGUGCUGCCUUCGGCCAAUCAUCAUGCUUCCAAUCCGUCUAAUUAUCAUCCCUUUCCCGCCUACUACUAAUGGACAUCCUUGAUCUAUCGGUCGCUAUUCGCAAAGUCCAAUAAGAA